UGUACUGUAUUUGCAUAACACAGUAAUAUACUGUAUCUUUUACAGAACAUCUGUAAAUAUACAGCACUUUUCUGUUUUCAGCCCGCUAAAUUAAUAAUACAGUAUAACUCUGUAAAGGCAUAGCAUUGUGGGAUUGAUUUCUUUCGCGCUCAUUUUAGAUCCAAUGUGAUGCGGUGGUGGACAGAGGCAAACUUUAUUUGUUAGCGGGACAGUUGAACAGAAUAAAUAUUCCUGUUAUAAACGAGUGGUCUGUGAAUCUGUGAGCAGUUCUCAAGCUUUUGUCAGCUUCGGUUCGAGUUUCAAACAUUCAAACAGUUGGCUGUGACGCAGCAGAAAAUAGGAGACGUUAACGUGACAUGAAAACGGGAUGAAGAUUUGUCAUCUGAAUCGGAAUAAUCUACGUUAACUUGCGCCCAAUAAAUGUCUAGUUUUGAGCUUGAGAAGAUGGACAACUGUUCGACUGAUAUGGCUUUGUAAUCUGAGGACGAUCCAGUGCCAACAAUAAUGUCUGGAAUAAAAGAAUCCCUGAAGGAUGCUGUGUUGUUGGUGUUACCAAGCCUUUCGCCAGAUGUAACCAACCAGCUGGUUGAGAAGCUUAUGGACCAAGGUGUUGAGGGCUUGGAUGACUUGACUUAUGUCAAAGAAGAAGACAUUUCGGAAUUUUUACGCCCAAUCCAGUGCAGAAAACUAUUGAGUGCCUGGAAACAUCAAGAACAUCAAAACUGCACAGUUGUACUGCAGCCUGCCGAAAUCAUCCCUUUGGUUCCCCCUGAAACAGAGACAACAGACUCCUCAAUGCCAACAUCAAGCAGUGUAGCGUCAACAGCAUCACGUUCAUGGCUGGAAAAUUUCAAAGUGCCCUGGGACUUAAUGCCACCAGGAAUUAAGAGCGCUGUCGAGAAUGGCCAGAGACCUUCUCCUUCUGACCGACGACAAAUGAUAAGAAUCCUUGCGGAUGAAAUUAGAAAAGUUGAAAAAGCCCCCACAAGAUCACAGUGUCUUACUGUGACUCGACGAAUAGUAAGCCAGUAUCCAAAGUCUUUUGCUGACAUGAUUUGUGACAAGGUGGUUGGAGGUGGAUACGAAUCUCUCCUUUCGCAGCUAAAGGUACGCAUAGAGCAUCUAAAUAGAACAAGUACUCUUAGUCAUUGUAGGAACAAUAGAAAUGACACUGUUACUUCUAGAAAACGCAGCAUCACUGAUUCAUAUGGCUGCACAAGAUGGCAGCCCGCUCUUCCCCCUGGGGAGAGUUGUGACAGUCUUGAAGUGAAACGUCAGAAGAUGGAGGAGAUACACCUUCAUGAAGGAAUGUCUGGUGCAGAGAGGGGGGAUGUGUGCAAACUAAUGGAGGAGACCUAUUGGCUCCAACGUCAAAUGAUAAAUGGAACCCCAUCCCCUACAAUUGAAGACUUAAAAAACAAAUGGCCAUAUCUCUUCACACAGAGGCAUAUAUAUGGACAUUUUGAACAGCUCACAGACAAAAAAGUGCUCAGACUUUUAGAAUUGUCUGUUCAGGAAUGUGGACAAAUCAUAAUUGAGUUUUUCAAGCGUAAACCAACCAAUGAUGACGUUCGGAGCAUACUCUCCAGAGGUGACAAUGAUGUGGGUGCCAUGGUCCUACAGCUACUCCUUGCACACUUCAAAGAGAAGUUGGAUGAUGUUAUCCUUCAAGCAGACGAAUUUGCAACUGCAUCUGAUGUCCAGCAAUCUCUACACUUGCCAGAGAGUCCACGCCUUAUAUUUCUUGGUCAAUCUCUAAGCAACCAACGCUGGAUGCUAAGUUUAGAAGGUCAAGUUGUGUGUGAAGGAGCACAGCCCAGCUUCAUCACUGGCCUGGCAGCGCUGUUUGCCUCUUUCUAUAACUUCAACUUGCAGUACCAGGAAGAGGCAGCAUGCACCCUUGAGUUUGUUCAGAGACGUUUUCUUGACAUCAAUCCUGAACGUGGAUCAAAAACAAAGAAAGGAAGAAUAACUUCAAAGAAGACUGGCCAAGUUGUGCAAAAAAAGAAUACCACUGUAAACCCACAGGUUUCCUCACUUCUGCGAAAACUUGCAGACUUUGAAUGGGAUUUUGUUUAGAUGCCAUUUUUCAGAGUCUUUCUGGGUAACUCUGAAGAACCUUUCCAUUUGUUGAAAGUAAGUACAUACAUAAAUAUAUGGUAAUUAUAUAAUACAUAUAAUUAUAGCAUUGUUAAUGUUCUAAUGUUUGUUAAUUGUUAAUUGCAUUUAUAAAAAUACAACUGACAUUUCAGUCAACAUGUUUAUAUGAAAGGCAAGUUUGUACAUUUAAUUUGUCCCCUGACUUUCUGGGUCACUUUAAAUUGCUGAAAAACCUUUUUAUUUGUUAAAAGUAAACAAAAUUACUGCAUUGUUAAAUAAGUGCCAAGUGUUGACUGCCAAGUGUUAAACUUGCAUUUUACAUGUUUAAAAAAUUUAGCUGGCAUUUUAGCCAAUAUGUUCACAUAAGGCAAUUUUCUAGUCUUUGCUUUUAUCCAAAAUAAAUGUUUUAAAACCCA
Messenger RNA from Megalobrama amblycephala (Wuchang bream), 2516 nucleotides. RefSeq lists its product as uncharacterized. The transcript has 7 exons. Lineage: Eukaryota; Metazoa; Chordata; Actinopteri; Cypriniformes; Xenocyprididae. Bases 505 to 2079 code for a protein of 524 amino acids. The record is from RefSeq and is a predicted model, not a curated record.